GUUUUCACGUUUUCAGUCGCUUCAAAGCGCACCUCGCCGCAACACACGCGUGUGCCCGGGCCCGAAAACCCUCCUCUAAAAAAAACAACACCUCCGUCUCGCGAACUCGCGUGCCGCUGUCUCCUCUUUUGUGCGAAUAAUGAGUAUUGGUCUGACUUACCUGCUGGAAGCUGCGGAGUUCUUGGAUAGACGAGAAAGAGAAGCCGAACAUGGAUACGCGACAACCGAGCCAAUGCCCGACGACCUGCGAAGCACACACAAGAGGCAGAAAAAUAAGAAGAGCCUGGGGAACAGGACGACCCACAACGAGCUGGAGAAGAAUAGGCGGGCGCAUUUACGGACGUGCCUGGAGAAACUCAAGGGCAUGGUGCCCCUGGGACCUGAAGCGUCCCGACACACGACCCUUGGCCUGCUGACCAAGGCGAAGCGCUUCAUCAAGAAUUUGGAGGAGCGCGAACGCAAGGUGCUGAGCCAUAAGGAGCAGUUGCAGCGCGAACAGCGGUACCUGAGGCGGCGUCUGGAGACCCUGGGUCUUCAGAACCCGUGCACGGUGAUUCAGCAGCAUCAGCAGCAGAUGAACAAGCGGCGCUCCGUCAGCGAGAGUUCAACGGCGAGCUCCUGCAGCUCCGGAGUGUCGUCCUGCUCGUCGAGGCUCAGCCCGGCGUCUCUGUUGCUGUUCGGCGGCGGCGUCUCCUCGCCGUCGCCAUCCUCUUCGGCCUGCAGCGUCUCAGAGUCUGAUGAGGUCGACGUGACUGGCUACACGAGCUGCAACCAAAGUUCCGACGGAGACUCGAGCUCCGAUGACCAGGGCAGCAUCCAGUCGACGUCUAGCGAUAGCGGCGUCGCCAUGUCCGCCUCGCGUCUUACCUUGGGCGAGUUCGCCUAGCCUGCCUGCCCUUCGAUGGGAACCCGACGGAGAACUAGAGUCGCGACCAGGCCUCGGUUCCCUCGUCGCUCUGCAAAUUAUUAAACAAGAAAGAAAAUGCAUACACUGAAUAACAAACAAGAAAGAGCCAGCGCCUGCGGGUGCACCACUACAACAGUUACAAGUAAAUCAAUGCCAGUACGAGGCGCUACACUUCCAAAAAAACAUGAGAAAGGAAUUUUUAAUGCAGUCCUAUUGAUUUUUGAUAGGCAAAACGGAUUAACUUUUUUUCCAACCGUUAAAUAUUUAUUUCCUAGUCAGAAUACAGAACCCUAAUUGCAAAGGAGGAGCAAAUCGAUUCACUCUGCGUGUGUGUAAAUUAAAAACUCGCUGUGUAAAUUGUACAUAAUUUAUUUGAAUCGUGCGUUGGAACCUAAAGAAGUCUCUCUUCGGAAAGCUAUUUGAGACUCGCCCAGGGAACUGUACCCGGUCGUUGAGAAAAAGAUAUUUUUUUCCUAAGCCUGGGCCGUCCGCGGAAUUGGAAGCAAGCAAGAAUUGAACCCACCCGUACUUGUUGUCAGUAUGAUGAUUAUUAUGUUUUAAUAUUAUUACAAUGAAUAUGUUCCUUGAAAAAUGAAGUGAAAAAAGCAGGUGUGGCGCCUCCGAUUGAUAAUUGAAUGAAAAAAAUGAAUAAUUAAUGACGAUGAACGCUGAAAUCUCCCGCCAGAGCUAAGACUGCAACUGUUCCCAAACAUUUCUCAUUUUCGGGAAUCACAAACAAAUAAUUUAACAUUCUCUGGCUCAAUAAAAGAAAAAAAAUCACAAAAUAAUAAUUACUAUCUGUAAACGCGAGACAAAGAAGAAGAUGCUGAUGACGAAGAUAAGCAAACAAUGGGAGAUAUAUUAUAUGAUAUAUUAAAAUUAUUUUUCUUUUAUUUUCCAAAACAAUGAUGAAAAAAGUACAAAUUGUAUGUAAAAAUACAACAAAAAAAGAGAUAUAAUUUUCCUGUUCUUCUGCUCCUACUCGUGCCCUCCUUUCCCCUUCGGUCGACGAGUUUAGAUUUGGUCCGCGCGCCCCUUCACUCCGGUCCAGGCUGCUCCGACCCACUUUUCUGCCAUUCCCCCUCCCGGGGGCCCGCCCGGCCGCUCGGUGCUCUGCGUGCGGACCCCCCGCCUCCGGGAACUGAAAACCAGGAGCAGCCCCCACCCCCCUUGAGCCAGUCGCAAAUCGCGCAGAGAGCCGCCACCACCUCACCCAUGCGCCCAGCCUUGAUCAGGGUCAAUUCGAUAAAAUGACUGUUUUUGGAAUACACGCGCUUUUUCAAAUUUGUCGUCCCUCCGGGGGCCGCCUCAGGUGGGAAUCUGACUGCCCACUCGCGACCUUUGUCUCACAGGGGUGGUUCCGAAACGUGUUAUCAAGUUUAAUAGUCAAAAUAAUUGCCAGAUUACGAUGAAUGGAAUUAUUUUUAAAGGAAAAUUGAUGUUUUUGCGUCAAUUUUUUAUUUUAUUUUAAUUUUUUAUGACGGAGGUACCUAAUUUCAAAUCCAUGUCAACCAAUCGAGAUGAAUUUUGGUGUAUAGAGAUUCGCCUUGAGGAGACAAGUUUUCGACUCUCCAAAAUACUGCUUGCAAUUUUCAUUCAGGUCUAUUUAGGCCUUUAAAGUUAAAACCUAGUGAUUUAAAUAUAAAAAAUAUGGCUUGGUGGAAUAUACUCUAACUUCUAACCAAUGGAAAGAUUAAUUGGAUUUAUUCUUUCGGUUUGCAAGCCAUCAUCAGAGUCCAAAAUCGUUAAAAAUUGAAAAAAAAGUAAACAUGGCUGAAAAAAAAUAUCUAUGGACUCUGCUCCUCAUACCAAAAUAUCAUCGUGAGAGGACAAAAAUUUUAAUUUUUUAUUUUUAAUUUACUUGGUGUAUAUUCAAAUAGGCUUCACAACUUGGCUGUAACGCUUUUUUAAAACUUUAAUGAAAAGUUUAAUUUGUCAAUUUUACCUAAUUUCUUGAAAGUCUACACAUGUGAUGCAAAAAAAUGCUUUAAAUUUAUUACAAUGCGCGGAAGCGCAUUGUAUAAAAAAUUGGUCAAAAUUCGGAAUCACCCAAUCAGAGCAAAGAACGGCGACCCUUCCCCCACUCCCGCGGCUCUGACCCUUUGCAGCACCUCCCCUCUCGCUGCGGACGCGUGUAAAAAAGCGGCUUGAUCGACCGCAACUCCGGCUGUGCAGGGGAGGCCCAGUGGCGACUCCGUCGCGGAAGGGGGGUCGUGUGUGCGGACCGAGUGAAUCGCCGGACCGGCGCGUGCGCAACCUGACGCCUCAGUGCUUUAGAGCUGUAUGUGUGUAGCAAGGCCCCAAUCUGUUAGAUGGCGUGAAUGUGUCGACAUAUUUAAUAUUACACUGCAAGCGAUGUAUAAAUAAUUAUUAUAUCAUCUCGCAGAGCAUGGAAAUAGCGCUUGAUUCUCUCUUUUUCCGAUGCAAUCGAACCGUUCGUUGACCCGACGAGGAGGCUGGGGGCCGCGGGCGGGCGGGCACAGUGACAAUAAUUAACCGGUGUAAAUUGCAACUGAUCUCACCCCCUCACUUGCCCCCCGCGCAGCCCCGGCCGACCAACACACACGCCUCCAUAAUACAAAUAAUUAUUAAUUAAUUAAUUAGUAGCGAUUAACGGAGCGAAUGGAGAAAUUUCACGCGAUUCUUGGUUCAUUUUCGCCUCUUCCAAAGCGGGGGGCGUCCGGCCCCACUGCCCGGCCGCCCUCCGCUUGCCUAGCUUUACAUUAGUUGCCUGUAACAAUAAGAGUAAACUCUAUGUCCAGAAAAAUCGAGAAAAAACGGAUGGCCAAAAAAAGCAUAAAAUGUUAGAGAAAAAUGUUAAAAUUAAUGUGUCUACUGUAAAAGCACCAAUUUUUUAAAACAUACAAAAACGGAAUAUCACAAGCUGCGUUAAUUGUGAUGAGAGAGAAAGAGAGGCAGAAGGAGAAGUGUAGUUUUUAACUGUAUUACAAAAACAAAACAAAACCAUCAUCCUAGGACGAAAUGCUUCGCGUCCUCCCACACUUGGAGAGAAAGAGAGCUAUAAACACAAACAAACAAACAAACACACACAAGAAACCAAGCUGACAAAAUGCGAUUGAGAGAAAUGCCCAAUGUUGUACCUUUUAGGCUUCAGACAAAUCAACAAAACUUUCUCGAGAGUAACUAACUCACUCAUUCACUCACUUUGUGAGAAAAACACAAAAGUUUCACACUGACGACGGAAAAUAAUAUUUCAAAUAUAUUAUAUUAUAUAAUUCCUUUUAAACGAGAGGGUGAGAAAGGCCGUUAGAGUUCGCUCGUUACCCGCGGGCGAAUCGAUAGCUAAGGGUUAAUUAUUGUUCUGCGCGCGCAUGCAAAAAUGAAUGGAAAGUGACUAAAACACAAAACAUUUUGAGUUGACACGUGAAAGGAAACAAAAGUGUGUAUGUGUAACGGACUUGAUGUAAGCUAAAUAAAUGAGUUGUACAUAUGGACUAUUAUGAGAUGAAAAUGUAUUUGUUCUUAAUUUCCUUCGCAUCUAAAUCUUAAGACAUUAAAAAUGUGUAUAAUGAAAAAAUGAAA
Cloeon dipterum is the source of this 4450-nucleotide messenger RNA. Its product is annotated as max dimerization protein 1-like. Gene Ontology annotation, molecular function: RNA polymerase II cis-regulatory region sequence-specific DNA binding; DNA-binding transcription factor activity, RNA polymerase II-specific; protein dimerization activity. Gene Ontology annotation, biological process: regulation of transcription by RNA polymerase II. NCBI's taxonomy places the organism in Eukaryota, Metazoa, Arthropoda, Insecta, Ephemeroptera, Baetidae. The record is from RefSeq and is a predicted model, not a curated record. The transcript is spliced from 7 exons. The coding region runs from base 140 to 886 and encodes 248 amino acids.